AUGCCUCGAGCGUCGUCCGAGCGCGAGCGACGAUCGAGAUCACCCACGCGUCGACGCGAACGGAGCGAUUCUUUGUCGAAACAGCGACGCCGCAAAAACGUUCGCGACGAUGAAAAUCGCUCGAGACGCUCGCGCUCGCGCUCGGAUGACGACGAGGACCAAGUGAGACGAUUCGAGAAGUUCCUGCGAAGACGUCUGGAGCGCCAGGAAGCGACGCGAAGGGCGGCGGAGAAGGAGGAGCGGGAGGCGCUCGAACGAGGCGACGCGCUCGUCGGACCGCCGCCGCCGCCGGAAUCGAUGAACAUCGCGAGCGAAGUAAAUCACGGUGGGAGGUUGUUAGCGGGUGAAGGAGAGGCGAUGGGGGCGUUCGUCAGGGAUGGGCAGCGGAUUCCGCGAAGGGGGGAGAUUGGAUUGAAGACGGACCAGAUUGAAAAAUUUGAGCGGUUGGGAUACGUCAUGUCGGGAUCGAGACACGCGCGGAUGAACGCGGUUCGCAUGCGGAAGGAGGCACAGGUAUACAGCGCGGAGGAGAAGGCAGCGUUAGCGGCGUUGAAUAAAGAGGAGCGAGCGGCGAAGGAGAAAAAAGUUUUGGAUGACAUGCGCGCGCUCGUCGCGGCGCAGCUCGCAGCGAGAGAGGGAGGCGCGAGCGGCGGUGGCGUCGGCGGGUUUACGUAA
Ostreococcus tauri is the source of this 675-nucleotide messenger RNA. RefSeq names its product Protein of unknown function DUF926. The record is from RefSeq and is a predicted model, not a curated record. Gene Ontology annotation, molecular function: chromatin binding. Gene Ontology annotation, biological process: regulation of gene expression. Gene Ontology annotation, cellular component: nucleus. NCBI's taxonomy places the organism in Eukaryota, Viridiplantae, Chlorophyta, Mamiellophyceae, Mamiellales, Bathycoccaceae. The transcript has a single exon. The annotation marks the transcript as partial.